AUGAACCCCCGGGGCCUCUUCCAGGACUUCAACCCCAGUAAGUUCCUCAUCUACGCCUGCCUGCUGGUCUUCUCGGUGCUGCUGCCCCUCCGCCUGGACGGCGUCAUCCAGUGGAGCUACUGGGCCGUCUUCGCGCCCAUCUGGCUGUGGAAGCUCAUGGUCAUCGCGGGCGCGUCCGUGGGCGCCGGCGUGUGGGCCCGCAACCCUCGCUACCGCGCCGAGGGGGACGCCUGCGUGGAGUUCAAAGCCAUGUUGAUCUCCGUGGGCAUCCACCUGCUGCUGCUCAUGUUCGAAGUCCUGGUGUGCGACAGGGUGGAGAGGGGGACCCACUUCUGGCUGCUGGUCUUCAUGCCGCUCUUCUUCGUCUCCCCCGUGUCCGUGGCCGCUUGCGUCUGGGGGUUCCGACAUGACCGGUCGCUGGAGCUGGAGAUCCUGUGCUCCGUCAACAUCCUGCAGUUCAUCUUCGUCGCCCUGAGGCUGGACAGGAUCGUCCACUGGCCCUGGUUGGUGGUGCUGGUCCCGCUGUGGAUCCUCAUGUCCUUUCUCUGCUUGGUCGUGCUCUACUACAUCGUCUGGUCGCUGCUCUUCCUGCGGUCCCUGGAUGUGGCUGCGGAGCAGCGAAGAACACACGUGACCAUGGCCGUGAGCUGGAUAACCAUGGUGGUGCCGCUUCUCACUUUCGAGGUCCUGCUGGCUCACAGGGUGGACGGUCACAACACCUUCUCCUAUACAUCCAUAUGUGUCCCGCUGUGGCUUUCGCUGAUAACGUUAAUGGCCACGACCUUUAGGCGAAAGGGGGGCAAUCAUUGGUGGUUUGGGAUUCGCAGAGAUUUCUGCCAGUUUCUGCUGGAAAUUUUCCCGUUUUUAAGAGAAUACGGGAACAUUUCGUACGACCUACAUCACGAAGAUAGUGAAGAUGCCGAAGAAACAUCCGUUCCAGAAGGCCCUAAGAUUGCCCCCAUAUUUGGAAAGAAGGCCAGGGUGGUUAUAACCCAGAGCCCUGGAAAAUAUGUUCCCCCACCUCCCAAGUUAAAUAUUGACAUGCCAGAUUAAACUCCAGUUCUAGGGAGGGCCCCUGGUGGGAUAGAAACCAUACACACACCCGCAAACUCCACCUUCCUGUUUUUGUCUCUUCCCAAACCUAGAACAGAAAGUGGGGCUUCAGGUCCCUUCAUCUCAGCCUUUUUGAUGCCUGUCAGCAUGCACCAUAGCUUUAAGUAGAUAUUUUAACGUGGUUGUGCUGCGGGGUGUGUGUACACAGGUGAGAGAAUUUACGGUCUAGGUUGGGGCUUACAGACAGCCGGGAUUAGCAAGUCUUUAAAAGGAGUAACUAUACAGCUAUUUGAUUUGGUUUGGUUUUUUAAGUGCUGAUAUACCUAUCACAGGUAUUACUUUUUUUAAAGUUUAUUUUUAAACACUGCUAGCGUAAAAUUGUACUUCACAUUGCUCCUGUUGUGACAUCAUAGCAAAUAUAAAGAAUUCUCUUUGCGACCCCUUGUUUGUAAACCUCACAGUUGUUAUUUUUAGUGUGCCUGCUGUUAAAAAUCGUUCUUCUUUGGACUUCGCUGGUACUGGUCUUUCGUAUCUGAAUAGAUGACUCUUUGUAAGGGCGUGAAGCCAUGCAUAUAUAGUAUUUAUAUGAAUAUUUUUGCAAUGUAAUACGUUUAAUUCUCGUUCUAUACAGUACAGUGUAUUAUUUUUUUUAAGCUUGUAUGUGAAGAUCUAUGUCUACUGCAGAUGUUCUUAAAGAUUGUUUAAAACAUGAAUAUGU
Messenger RNA from Trichechus manatus latirostris (Florida manatee), 1771 nucleotides. It is a transcript of the gene TMEM185B, whose product is annotated as transmembrane protein 185B. NCBI's taxonomy places the organism in Eukaryota, Metazoa, Chordata, Mammalia, Sirenia, Trichechidae. The coding region runs from base 1 to 1053 and encodes 350 amino acids. The transcript has a single exon. The record is from RefSeq and is a predicted model, not a curated record.